This is a messenger RNA of Miscanthus lutarioriparius, 2745 nucleotides long. Lineage: Eukaryota; Viridiplantae; Streptophyta; Magnoliopsida; Poales; Poaceae. The record is from the annotation of a GenBank genome assembly.
AUGCCCCGCACCCGUUCACGCGCCAAGACGGCAUCCCCGCCGUCGCCGCCGGAGGCGGCGGCGGGUUCCCCGCAGCGCACCCCCGUGCCGUCCCCAUCCACCUCCCUCCGCCUCGGCAUCGGCCCCGCAUCCCCCGACGACGACAGCGCCGGAUCCCUCGACCUCAAGAAACCCGUCGCCGCGCCUCCCCGACACAGCCUGCGCCUCGCGGGCGCCGCCCUCCGCCUCGGCCUCGGCCCCGCCUCCCCCGAGGACGACGACGUCGGCGCCGGAUCCCCCAACCUCAGCCCCCACGCCGCCACGCCUCUCCGACGCAGCCUGCGCCUCGCCGGCGCCGCCGCGGGUAGUCCAAACACUCCCUCCGCGCGAGACGGCAGUUCCUCCGGGUCCGGGUCUGGCGGGGGCGAGAAGAGGGUGGGGAGGGCCCGUGCUCGAGUCUCCGCCUCUUCGCUUGGUACUACCGUCUCGCCGAGGACCGGGAACUCCAGUAGCGACGGCGGCGGGUCGGGGGCGGAUAGGGCUUUGGCGAGCGGCCACGGUUCUGGCGGUUCGGAUCCGUUCACGAUCCUGCGGUCACUGUCUCGGAUCGGGAAGCGGCGGAUGGAGGCGGGCGCUCAGGCGGGUGGGGAGGUGGGGGUUGGGUCGUCUCGUCGAGGCCAGGUGCAUGACGAAAUGCUGCACCGGGACGUGGGGACGCCGACGAAGCGGUGCAAGACCAUAUUGGUUGGUGGAGUGCAGACAGAGUAUGUGUCUGAUACAGAUAGCGAUUCUGACGAUGAUUGCAAGAUUCUGGGUUCAAGUUGGAUCAAACCCAGUCCUGUUGCUAUGAACAUGGAUAGGACUGAAAAGGGGGAUGUGGAUGAUCCUGCCAAUGCAAGCAAUGGGGAGUCUCUGCAGACACAUAAUCUGUUACGGACAGCAAAUGGUGGGGUGGUUGAGCAGUUAGUAUAUCCUUCAGGAAGUCCUUCAAGUUUUGAAGCAAAAGUCUCUGCAGUUAUGUAUUUCAAUGAAGAUUCGAGCCAAUACAGUUCUAGAAAGGAAGUCAAAGUGAAAGAGAAGCUUGUCUUGGGGAAUAACAAUUCUCGUGCUGAUGCUAAUGUGGGCUCUGCAGUCGGUACCAGUUCCAGCAAAUUCAAUCCUGAUCGCAAAGGAAAGGGAAAGAUGGUUGUAGAAGAUAGUCUAUCAUCUCUGAGCUCAAUUGAGGACAAGCCAGAUUUCGAUGCAGUGGAUUCCAAAGAGAUUCAGCACAACUUAGGAUCAGUUUCUGCUUCUAUGGAGUCACAUCGCAGACAAACAGCAAAAGAGAGGGCUAUCAGGCUGGCCCCUAAAUUUGCAUUCUUCAAAGCAGAUAAAGAUGAGCAUAGUGAAGAUGAUGAAGAAGAAGAGCUACAGGCUGAUCCUGACGCUCAGGACUGGCCAGGCCCAUUUGCAACUGCUGCAAGGAUAUAUGAAGAAAGAGAAGCUAAGUUGAGAGCUCGAGAGUUGAAUUCUUCAAAGGUGGGCAAAUCUGCAAAUAGGGUCAUUGUUUGGUCUCCUUCAAAGGAUAGGAAAAAUCCAGCACGAGCUCAAGCCCCGUCACUUACAAGCUUAUGCUUAAACACCCUUGCGGAACAUUCUGAAUGUAUUGAAUCACUUGGAGGUAUCCCAGAGGAGCUAAAGAAUAAGCUGUUAAAGAUUCUGUGUCAUUCCAGGAAGAUGAAGACUCAUCUUCUCCAUGAACUACUGUGUGACAGUCCUACAGAACUGCAUCUCAGUGAGUGUUCAUGGCUGAGUGAGGAUGACUUUGAGAAAACUUUUGAGAAAUGCAGCACUGAAAGCUUGCAGGAUCUACAGCUUGAUAUAUCUGGGAGAUGCAUGCCUGAUUACAUAUUGCCAUCUACCUUAGCUAAGGUUCCUAACUGCAUGCCAUUGUUGAGAAAAAUAUCUCUGAAGGGAAAUUAUCGGCUUUCUGAUAAUGGUUUAGGCACAAUCAUCUCUGCUGCACCUUCUUUAUCCUCCCUAAAUCUGUGCGAGUGUUCUCUUCUCACUUCAUCUGGAAUCGAUGUUCUUGCAAACAAGUUACAUUCAGUUCUUAGAGAACUGUAUAUAGAUGAAUGCACAAACGUGGAUGCUUUGGCGAUUCUUCCUGCUCUACAGAAGAUUAAUCAUCUAGAGGUUUUAUCAAUGUCCGGAAUACAGUCCGUGUGUGACAAGUUUGUGAAAGAGCUCAUUGCUGUUCAUGGUUCAAAUCUGAAAGAGUUAGCAUUUGCUGGUUGCUUGGAACUUACUUCAUCUUCCAUCAAGACUAUUGGGGAAUACUGUCAAGAAUUAACUUCGUUGGACCUCCGCAACUUGGAUAGGCUGCGUGACUCAGCAAUGAGGCAUCUUCGUGGCUGUAGGCUAAUAAGGAAACUAAAGCUUCAAAGAAAUGCAUUCAGUGAUGAAGCUGUGUCUCGAUAUUUGGAAGAAUCUGGAGGAUGCCUGACUGAGUUAAUGCUAAACAAUGUUAAGAAGGUUGGAGACCUUACUGCCCUUGCAAUUUCUCGCAAGUGUUCUGUUCUAUUGGAGGCCCUGGAUCUUUCCUUCUGCCGUGAACUGACAGACGAAGCUUUGGGGCUGAUUGUCGACAGCUGCCCAACAUUGAGGAUUCUUAAGCUAUUUGGUUGUACCCAGGUCACGGAUUUGUUCCUCAAGGGUCACUCAAACACAUCGGUCAAAAUCGUCGGAAUAGAAGGGAGCAUACUCGUGCAAAUGGAUAACCGUUAG